Molecule: messenger RNA, 1938 nt
Organism: Hemisphaericaspora subhashii
Lineage: Eukaryota; Fungi; Ascomycota; Pichiomycetes; Serinales; Debaryomycetaceae
Gene: DOT6
Product: Dot6p
Exons: 1
Coding region: 1-1938 (645 amino acids)
Biological process (GO): regulation of DNA-templated transcription
Cellular component (GO): nucleus
Molecular function (GO): RNA polymerase II cis-regulatory region sequence-specific DNA binding; DNA-binding transcription factor activity, RNA polymerase II-specific
Source: RefSeq, a predicted model, not a curated record
AUGAUUAUGAGUGCAUCUUCUCCUGUAAAACUACCACAUGAUUCUGGCCUUCAUUCGACAACUUCCUCAUCGUCGACAACGACAACGGCCGGGACAGUUGGAGUUAGUUCUGGAGAACCGACUAAUGCCGAGGUGACUUCUUCUUCAAGUCCAAAGGGUGACAAACAAGGUACAACCAAGAACUAUUCACGUACGCCCACUUCAUGGGAUGCCGAGGAUGAUAUACUAUUAAUGCAUUUAAAAGAUAAUCAAAAAUUGGGUUGGAAAGAAAUUGCCAGUCAUUUUAAUAAUAGAACACCUAAUGCUUGUCAAUUUAGAUGGAGAAGAUUAAAAUCAGGAAAUUUGAAAAAUCCACCUAAAUCAGCUGCAGCUUUAGGUACUCAAAUAAAUACCAAAGCCAUGAUGGCUGCUGCUGCUCAAAAGAAAGCCAAAAAGGCUGCCACUACUGCUGUUUCUUCAACUCCUACUCCAGCUACCACCGGUAUUCCAUCUAGCGCAGCACUUGGAAGACGUCCAUCACAAAUAAAACAAGAAACAACUCCAAGUGGAUUUGCACCUGCAUUUUCCCCCAUUACUCAUGGAACAUUCCAAGGGUUUGAUAAUAAUAUUUCAAAUGCUUUAGCUGGCUUAAAUGCAUUAUCUAAUUCUCCAUCAUAUAUAUCUAGUCCAAUGAUAAAUACCAAUCCUUCAACUCCAAGAGGUAUAACAUCUCCAAGUCUAAAUGGAAGUAUUAGUGGAUUAUCACAUAAAUAUGAAGGGAAAACAGAAACCACCAAUACUUUGGAUCCACAAUCUCAAUCGGCAGCCACAGCAGCUGCCCAAUCUAACAAUCUUCCUCCCAAUGGACCGUCUGAUUCUGGGGGUUAUUAUACGGAAAUCUCAGUUGAUCCAACCAUGAACCUCCCCCAUAAUCAAAACCAUCCACACACCCCGUCUUCACUCACACCAAGAAAUUCAAUCUCACAAACAGGUUCUACAACUAUCCCAAGUAGUGGAAUAGGUAUUGCUCCAUUAGCACCUUCUGCCCUGAUGGCAUUCCGUAAUAAUUCAAUUAUUCAAACUACAAGAGAUGAUCGUACUUCCAUAUCUUCAAUCACCAGGGCUUCUGUUUCUUCUCUACCUUCCAAAUCAAUGAAUAUCCCUCAUCAUCAAACUACAAAUAAUGCUUUGGCACAUUUACCGGUAUUAUUCGGUAGUACGGGGAGUAUAAGUGGACCAUCAAGGAAUCCUAGUUUAUCAGGUGCAACGGGGAUCCAACAAACCACAGUGUCUAGUUUGAGAAAUAGUAGUGUUGUGAGUACGAAUCUGGGAUAUUAUUCUCGUUCUGGAUCAGUAGUGAUACCGCAUUCGACAGAUAAAAAAGAUGGAGGGGAUUCUGAACAACAAUCACAACAACAGCAACAACAACAGCAACAACAGCCAUUGAGAAUAGAUCGAGAGAAAUUGGAUGCAUCAAAUAAGAAAAGAGGGAAAAUGAGACGGUCACAGCCGCCUAUUAAAUCAGGGACUCCAAAUCCUCCUCCAUUAGAUAUUCCUUGGUCGAUGGAAGAAGAUGAGUUAUUGAUCAAUAGAAGAAAUAGGGAAUUAUCAUUUGCAGAAUUGUCGAUUUUAUUACCACAAAGAACUGAAGGUGAGAUAUGGUCGAGAAUUGAUUAUUUGGAGAAAUUGAGGAAUGGGCAUAGAUCAGGUCAGUCCAGAGAUCCAAGGAGGAAAUCUUCACUUGGGUUGGGAGAUGUUGAUUUCUAUGAUGACGACGAUGAUGAUGAUGACGUUAUUGGGGGAAUUGGAGUUAGUGAUGACGAUGACGAUGAUGAUGAAGACAGUGGUGUGUUGCUAGAUGUGGAUGAUUCGAUUUCGGGUGCAAGAAAAAGGAAAAGAAGGGCAAGUUCUGCGAUUAACCCAUUGUCAAUGCGAGGAUCUAUUAGAAAACGCUUGUAA